AUGCAGUCUCAUGACUUAGUCUUUACUCCACUACCUAUUAAAGGAAACAAGACGUACAUAGACAGCUUCCAUUCAGACACCCAGAAGGACACAGAAAGGCAAGACAAUUUAACAGAGCUAACUGUAUGAUUAUCUGGUGGAGACUGUUCCCAGCUCACCUUCAUGUUGCCCAUUUUCUUCUCUGUGUUCAUCCUGUCUGCUUGCUGCUUAACCAAAGGAAACUGCAUCUCCUAUGAUGAGUUGAAAGAGCUGAAGACUGAAUUUGCCAUCAAUCUCUACCGGCAUGUAUCUGAAGCAGAGAACAGAACCAAUCUGGUAGUCUCUCCAGCAAGCGUGGCUGUUUCUUUGGAGCUGCUGCAGUUUGGAGCUCAAGGAAAUACCUUUACAGAGUUGCAGGAUGCUCUAGGAUACAAUAUUCAUGAUCAAAGUGUUCAGGAUUUCUUGCACACAGUGUAUGAAAGAGCAACUGACUCCAGCCAAGGUACAGUGGUUCAGCUCUCAUGUUCCUUCUUCAUGGAUGCCAGUGUGCAGCUCUCACCCAUCUUUGCUGCACAUGCUGUGCAUUGGGCAAACAGCAGCCUGCAGCAAACCAACUUCACUGACCCCAACAGAACCACAACCCAAAUACAGGAAUGGAUCACCAGUAACCUUGGAGAUGGAGAUGUGCAUGGCAUCUUGUUGGAGAGAGCUGGAUCACUGCUCAGCCAGGUUGCCCUGGUGAGCACCAUGUACUUCAAAAGCACAUGGCAAGAGAAGUUUUCUUUUAUGGAUACCCAGAUGUUGCCUUUUACCACGGUGGAGGGCUCAACCCUGAAAGUGCCAACAAUGCAUCACACAGCCGAAGUUAACUAUGGCCAGUUCCAGACUGCAGCUCUGGAGGGUUUCAGCGUGGUUGAGUUACCCUACCUGGGAGAGAAACUCAGCAUGUUUCUAGUGCUUCCCAGCCACAAAAGAACAUCUUUGUCCCAGAUUGAGUCGCACCUUUCUGCCAAAACCAUAACCUUUUGGGCCAACAGCUUAAAGAGAACAAAGAUGGACAUUUUUCUACCCAGGUUCAGUAUUCAAAGCCUUUUUGACCUAAAGACAGUUUUUUCUGCCUUGGGAAUUAGAGACGCAUUUGAUCCCAUCACUGCUAAUUUUAAAGGCAUUUCAGAGCAAGAUAAUCUUUAUAUUUCAGAUGCUCUCCACAAAGCAGAGAUUGAAAUAACAGAGGAUGGUACAAAGGCAUCAGGAGCUACAGCAAUGGUAUUACUAAAAAGAUCCCGAACACCUAUUUUUAAAGCAGACAGACCUUUCACAUUUUUCCUGAGACAAGCUAAUACAGGUACGCAUGCUUUGUGUUUCAGUAGCAGAAUCUUUCACAAGUAG
This is a messenger RNA of Athene cunicularia (burrowing owl), 1368 nucleotides long. RefSeq names its product serpin family E member 3 (gene SERPINE3). The transcript has 8 exons. The record is from RefSeq and is a predicted model, not a curated record. Gene Ontology annotation, biological process: negative regulation of endopeptidase activity. Gene Ontology annotation, molecular function: serine-type endopeptidase inhibitor activity. Lineage: Eukaryota; Metazoa; Chordata; Aves; Strigiformes; Strigidae.